UCUAGCAUAAUCAUUUUGUCUCGCUGCGUGUUUAUGUCAGUGAAUCAUGAUUACUUUUAAAUUACUUUGAAUGCUAUAACAGCUACCGCCUAUAAAGGGAUCAUGAAUGUAAACAGCAAUGAGGUAAAGGUGUAUGUCCGCACCAGACCCACGGCUUGCUUUGCACAAGACCUCAUUGAAUACCUGCCUGAUAAACAGACUGUGAAUGUGCACCAGAGGCGGUGUUCCAGAAGGGGGGUGGUGAAUAACCAAACGAGCUCCUGGUCCUUUCGCCUGAAUGGGGUUCUGCACAGUGCGUCUCAGGAAGAGGUCUAUGAACAUGUGGCACACACUGUGGUGCUCAGCGCUUUGCAGGGUUACAAUGGUACCAUUAUGUGCUUUGGCCAGACUGGAGCAGGAAAGACAUACACGAUCACUGGUGCCACAGAGGCGUAUAGGCAAAGAGGAAUUAUCCCUCGUGCCCUACAAGAGGUGUUUCGGGAGGUGGAGCACCGUGUAGGUCACACCUUCUCUCUGCACCUUUCAUACCUGGAGAUCUACAAUGAGACCUUGUUGGACCUGUUAGCCUCAAUAAAAGGGAGCCAAGAGCCCCAAGGAGGACCUUUGACUGUGGUGGAAGAGCCAGGUGGCGGGGUUUUAGUGAAGGGACUGUCUCUACAUCCAGUUCACAGUGAAGAGGAGGCCCUGAACUUGCUUUUUGAGGGUGAGAUGAAUAGAAUAAUUGGAGAGCAUGCCCUCAAUAAGAAUUCUUCCAGGUCACAUUGUAUCUUCACGAUCCACAUUGAGUCUCGGUCUCGCACACUGUCAAAUGCGACGUACGUCACGUCCAAACUAAAUCUGGUGGACCUUGCAGGUUCAGAGAGGCUGAGCAAAACUGGGUCCGAGGGCCAGGUGCAGAGAGAGGCCAUGUAUAUCAAUAGGUCUCUGUCCUUCCUGGAGCAGGCCAUCAUGGCCUUGGCCGACAGGCGCCGCGAGCACGUGCCCUUCAGACAGAGCAAGCUGACGCACGCGCUCAGAGACUCUCUUGGUGGGAACUGCAACACUGUGCUGGUAGCCAACAUUUACGGGGAGGCAGCGCAUAUCGAGGAGACGCUCUCCACUCUCCGUUUCGCAGCCAGGAUGAAGUGUGUACGCACCGAGCCGUCCGUCAACGAGCACAUGGACCCUGCUCUCCAGGUACACAGGCUGAAAAAAGAAAUCCAACAACUGAAGCAGGAGCUAUCCAUUCAGGACACACUGGCUAAUCGUGCGGGGGUGUCGUAUGAGAAGCUGUCGGAGAGCCAGGUGGCUGAGGUGAGGAGCCAGGUUCAGAGAUACCUGGCCGGCACACUGGACGAGAUCACAAUUGUGAAUGCUAGACAGAUCCAGGAAGUGUUUGCCCAGUUUAAAAAAAUAGUCCAAGAGCAGCAGCAGCUCGGUCAGAAACACACUCUGGUAGAGAAAGUCCAUAGCAUGUCAUCCUCCUCUGCUGCUAAAGCCCGGGAGCCCGAGGGGGCCGUAGGCGAGUUGGAGGGCGGAUUUGGCCUCGGCGUGGCUGCACCUUCCCAGAGACACACACCGUCUCCCAGCAGAAGCAAAGGAAAGAAAGCGAAAGAUAGCAGCAGAAAGAAUGGAAAGAGCUGCAGUCCAACAGAAGGCCCUGCUGUGGCCCAGAAAGAGCCGGAGGCCCCCUUAGCCACGCUGGAUCCGGAGGGUCUGGAGCCUCUGCCCGUGAAAGACACUGGAAGGAAGAGAAGCGCCACUCCUCCAUCCAAGAUGGAGGCAUUUGAGCACUUCAAGGCGGAGAGAGGCAGUGAGCUGAAGCGCAUCCUGAAGGCGAACAAGGCCGUGCUGCUGGAGCGCUCGGCCCAACUGCACAAACUCACAGACGCCAUCAACGCCACCAAACGGGACAUAGACAAAGUGGGCUCGGAGCUGGAGCAUCUCAGGGCGAAAAGGCAGAGUCAGGGGCAGUUUGUGAGUGCGGAGGGCGAGCCUGUGCUGGAGGAGGCCGAGCUGGCUCUCGUCCUCAGCCUCAGGGAGAUGAAGGACAACUACAGGCAGGCCCACGAUGAGCUGCUGGCUACCAGGGCCGAGGUGCGCUACUGUCAGCACCUGGUGGCUCAGUGUCGCGUGCGCCUGCUCACGGAGUUUGAGAGCUGGUACAAUGAGUCCUUCUUGUUACCAGAUGAGGUUCUGUCCAUCUUGAGAGAGGGACCAAUCAGGCCUGGUUUGGUGCCUGUGGACAAAGCUUUGGCUCUGGAAGGUGAGGCGCAGGAGCACGCCGACCUGCUGUCUGACAGCCCCAGUGCUGUGUGGUUUCACAAUGCACAGAACAGGACACUCCAGAGGAGGGGCAGCAGGCCAGUUCCUCACAGUCCCGAUUCUAGGAAGAACGGCACGGGAACACGCAGAAACAAGCUCAAACUGCCUGCUGUCUCAGUCAGCCGAGGGCAUAGCAGCAAUAUAAUCACCAUAUAACCUCUUGUUCAUAUGGCUUUGCUUUCUAGAAUUGGCAGCAAUCUGAAAUGACUACAUAUAUGACAAUUAUAUUUCUGACCUCAAUUUGGGGCUUACUUCUCCCCAGUUCAGCACAAUUCAGAUGGUAACUAACAAGGCAAUUUUGGUGUGUGUUCAGCUGCCCUGUCUCGUAGCAUGGGCAGUAGCUUGGAAAGAUGAGAUGCUGGGCUGCAGAAGUCUCAGAGGAAGCACGUGCUUGUCACACCCUCCACAGCUGACAGUUGUAUGAUGGGAGAGAGCUAGCUUUGUGGGUGGGAUUAGGCAUAACAACUAAAGUUGGAAGAACAACCAACCAAAAAACACAAAACCAAAGAGACGACUGGUUAUUAUGGAAGGAUAAACUUGGACACUUUAGCACCUCAUACUUCAGCACAAUCAGCGGCAAUAUAGGGAUUUCUAUUAUCUACACUAUACCUUGGUGAAUGGGAGGAGUAACAGGUCUGUCACUCUACAUCAGUAGUUUACAAUUGUCCUGUCUAGCUUUCUGCACAAUUGCAAAUGGUAAAACCAGUUUCUGAUCGUUAGGCUCUGAAUAUGGGGCUAAGGGAGAUGAUCCAUCGUCUGUUCCAGCUUUAUGUACUGGUGGUCUGGUGCACCAGAAUAAACCAGCCCAGUUAAGGCUAGAGCCACACACUUUGGUGUACAGUGUCAUAUUCUCCCAACGCCUCAACUUUGAUGUUCAUCUCCUUAUUCUGGUGGCCCCCAAACCUUCCACUCUCUGUCUCCCCACACAAACAAAAGCUAUCCUGACAAAAUAACAAUGCACUUCACACAAGAUGAAAGGUUGCACAGUAAAUAUCGAUGAACUUUAAACAUUCGAAUUAAAGUAUGGCUAUCUUUGACAAAUUAACGUACAAGUGAAGACAUUUUGGGACAUCGGAUCAUUAAAUGAAAAGUAAACUUUAUUAUUCCUGAACCACAAAAUAGACUUCUUUGGUUGUACAAAUUCACUAGUUACAGUCCUGAAUGAUCUACCCCCAGGUGUCGGACCCUCCCUCCCCAUUUAGCAAAGAAGCCCCCAAAGAAAUCAAAAGAACAGGGAGUGAUCAAAACUGUUCUGCUGCAAGAAUGUAGUGAAUCCCACUAAUGACAUGAAAAUGUGAUUUCUACCUGUCUUUAAAAAAUACGAUAAAAGGUCAGCCAUUCCCAAAGUGUUAUGCAAAACUGAAUUUCAGUUAGCAAAAGCAACAUGAAGAGCUAAGAUUAGUAAAGUUAAAUGAACAUUUUUUUGACAUGGUAGUCAUAUGACCACAGUGUAAAUGGCAACUGAAGUAACAGAAUUACUGGUUUGUAUAUCAAACGUUCUUGAGAGGGAUGAAAAUUCUCUUUCCUCACCCAGGAUUGAAAGAAAAUUUGCAGUAAGCCAAUAUACAUGCAAAGAGCACCCAGUCUGGACCUCAUCGGGAUCAGUCUUAGCGCAGACUGGCUCAGUUUCAACUUGGGUUUUUGCUUUUUGUACAUUAUUCACACAAUAAUAAUAAUUUCAGUGGCAUCAGAUUUAAAUUAACCAAAUGUUAGAUUGGAAAAUCAUAUUAUCUACUACCUUCACAUGCCUCUCUGGAGUAUCUGGCCCAGAGGAAAGAGCUGAACGGGAUUUCAUAUGGAAACAGCGAUUAAGGGAAUGCAUCGUUCUUCCCUCAACCACAUCAUAAGUAGAAAGAAAUGUACCAUGGGUUGAUGGAGGUGAUAAGAAGGACGUGGAUCUUCUCUUCAAAACACUAAAGUUUGAGAAUAUUUGCCCAGCUGGAUAAAGGAUAUUUACUGCAUAUUACCCAAGUCAGCCUGACAGUCUGGCCAUUGGGAAUGUUCCAGCAAAUAACAUGCACUAUGAUGCAACGAGUAGAAAAACUGAAAAGUUGAGUUCAUUCAGAUAUUCUUGAGGAAGUCACCAUUGCAACCUGAAAGUUUAUUUCCAUGUUGACACUGGUGCCUUCUUUAGCCUUUAUUCUCCUAGUCCUGGUCCAGGAAGACUAGAAAGCCACUAGGUUUGGUUUAAGCUGACAAUCAAAAAUGAAACCGGACAGCUUGUUUAUGUGCCACAUAAAAGUGAUAUGUAGAAUGACAGUGUUUAAAGCAGUAAAGUCACAUGAAGGUCACAUGAGAUGGGACCGAGAAAACAAUAACAAAAAACAUUUCAUUUGCAUCGUUUUAUGGAUCCAAAACAGUGGAUGACAAUUUUUGUAAUGGAUAUAAAGUGAAUAAAAAAUGAAUUUUAACUGAUGUGUAUUCUUACCCACAAUUUCGAUAAGUUUACAAUCUUGUAAAAAAAAAA
Electrophorus electricus (electric eel) is the source of this 4771-nucleotide messenger RNA. RefSeq names its product kinesin family member 9 (gene kif9). The record is from RefSeq and is a predicted model, not a curated record. NCBI's taxonomy places the organism in Eukaryota, Metazoa, Chordata, Actinopteri, Gymnotiformes, Gymnotidae. Gene Ontology annotation, biological process: microtubule-based movement. Gene Ontology annotation, molecular function: microtubule motor activity; ATP binding; microtubule binding.